GCUGGGGGUUUACACGGGAGCCAGCACGCUGCAGCCCUGACCGAGCUUGGUGACUGUCAGACUCGUCUGUCUCGCUAGAAGAGUGAGGCGAGAGGAAAAGAAAUGCACUGACAACAUGGUGCAAAAUCCAAAAAAGUUCCCACCCUCGUAGUGAAGUUUGCCCCAGACCAUCCAUUUCUGCUAGUAACUAGGGGCGGAUGGAGGUCUCCUAAGAUACCAUCUAAGAAUCCAUUCUCCUCUUUCCGAUGUAAGAAACAUGAGUGGAAGGGACCUUCGAACAUUCAUUACAACUCACAGGACUAGUGACAUAGAUAAUCUGGUUGUUCGUAUGAAAAAUGGUCUUUUCAGCCAGAAGUAUAAACCUGUUGACUAUACACAACUACAUGCACUUACUGAAGAAAAGAGAAAAGCAUCUGCUAAUAUACAAUUAAAGGUUAAAAGAGUAGAACAAGUUUCAAAAACUAACAAAGAACAAAUGCUGCUGAAACAGCACCACCAGGUCUGGUGGCAAGAGCAUAAACGACUGAGUGAGAACAGACAUAAAGUAGAAGCAGAAAUGCAAACUUUCCUUGAUGAAGGGAGCCUUGAAUGUGAAUUUCUUUUGGAUAUGUGGGACUUGGCACAUAAGUUAUCAAAGGAACGGGAUACAUAUCAAACAAAUACAGUAGAUCCCAUCUGGCAACUGAGAGAGGAUUUGAAAUGUAGGCUGUCUGAAAUGCAGUGCUACUCUUCACAGAAAUCCUACAUGGAAUAUGAGUUCCUUCCAAUCAAGGUGUUAGAGCAGGUAGACUUUGUGAAGGAACAACAGAAGACAAUUUUGGAAUUACUUAAUCAAGAAAAACUGGCUUUGGAACAAGAGCUUGAAGACUGUAAGGCUAAAGUACUAAUAUACUCUUUUGAAGAGAAAACUGGCCUUUUUCAUAAAGUUCCUGUACAGUUACUGGCCCUGGAAUGUCCAUACCCCGAUUUGAAGUCUUCAAUCUUUAAUGAAUUCCAUAAAUUUGCAGAUGAAUAUUGGUCUAAACUUCAAGAGAUUGAUCAACAGUUAAAAGUAAUAUCCAGGAACAUAGGUUGGAGUGAAGAAGAUCACUGGGUUUAUCAGACUGUUAUAAAUCAGUAUCCAAGUGACCUUCAGAGCAGAAGAACUCUGUACUUGGAUAUGCUACAGAGACAUCUGCCUCACAAAUCUAGGCAUGAUCUGGUUGUUCAUGAAAAGGCUUGGGACCAGUACCAUUUUGCUAGGAAUCAACGUAAAGCUUUGAUUCUAAACUGGGCUCAGGCUAGAAAAGCCUUUUUACUGAAAGCAGUAAUGACUAUUGCUGAAGCCUGUGCUGCUCAUGAGACAGAAGUGAUGUUGGCUAAUAAUAGAAGAAAGCAACAGGAAAUCUGUGUUGAUCUGAAAGGAAAGGUUCUACAGUGGAGAGCACACCAGGAGGAGACAGCCAGACUGGAAGCUGCUAUAGCUGCCAGAAGAAAAGAAAAGGAAGAUGAAAAAGAAAAGAUACAGAAAGAAAAGGAAAUGAUUCAAAGAGCAGAGGGAAAAGAAAAGGUGAGAAUAUACUGGGCUGAAAAACAACGCAAGUGGCAAGAAAUGGAAGAGAAAGAUCUACAGCGUCUGGCAGAACUGAAGAACUUAAUGAUUGAACAAGCAACUAAAGAUAAAGAAAGGGUUAAGUUUAGACAAGAACUGUUGGAAAAACGCCUGGUGGAGAGAAAAGAAUUGUCCCUUCAAGAAGCCCAUGUGAAAGAAGAAAGAGAGAGACGUCUUGAAGCCCUGAGGCAACAGGUUGCUAUUGUUGCUGAAGUUGAUCCAGCUAGAAUGAUGGCUGAUACAGUGGCAUCUAAAGCUAAAAUGGGCAUUGGAACUGAAGAAGAAGAAUGUGUUCUUCAAAGACCACUGUUUACAUUACAUACAUACAAUGAACAACAGAUCAUUUCUGACCCUAGAGUUCGUGUUGAGCUAGCUCUUCGAGAAGCUGGACUUCAUAAAACUCUUUAUGCUAAAGAGAUUUUACCAAAAAUUCCUCCACUCAAACUUCCAAGAAAGGACAUGGAAUCUACAGUCUUUAAAAUGUAGAAUCCAGAAUGGAUUUCAGAACUCUUUGACUAUCCUCUGGACUAUAAUAGAAAAAAUUUUUAAGAAACUUCUUUAAUUU
Chelonoidis abingdonii (Abingdon island giant tortoise) is the source of this 2156-nucleotide messenger RNA. It is a transcript of the gene CCDC148, whose product is annotated as coiled-coil domain containing 148. The record is from RefSeq and is a predicted model, not a curated record. NCBI's taxonomy places the organism in Eukaryota, Metazoa, Chordata, Testudines, Testudinidae.